ACUCUAUAUAAAAGCCAAACACCUUUUCCUUCCAGUUCGGUGAAACCAUUUUUUUAUUUUAUUUUAAUUUUCUGUCUUUUCUACUCGUUCUACAAGCUCCUUUGAAAUAAUGUCAUGUUGUUGGUCACCGACUUGCUAUUCUCGAAUCUCCUUUCUAAUUUUGUUUUGAAUAUCCUCAGUGUAUCAGCAAAAGCUGGACCUUUAAUGGAGCCUUCACUUGACAUUUGAAUGAUUCAGUCUUUCGACCUCCCCCUUUUUUUAUUUAUUUAAAAUUUCUUAUAACGUUUAUUGGGUCUUCGAAAUUGGUCUCCGUUUGAUAUUUUUCCUAGUCUUCAGCUCGAAAGAGGAACUGGGUGUUUUCUUAAUUCGUCGAAAUAAAGCUUGUUCGUUCAGACUUGUGAGGUUUAGAAACUGGGUUUGAGGUUAAUAUUGCCUCACUUUAUGAGUACUGCAAAAAAGUUGACUUUAGAGUCCACUUUCUUUGCUGGAGACGGAUACCAGAUCUAUAGAAAGAGAUGUGGCCAGCCUCCAUUCAGCUGAAAUGAAGUCCUUACAGAACACACAAGAAGUACCAUCAGCUUCCCAAGUUUCGCACGAUUCCCAUACUGAUCAACAGCAGAUUCUCAAAACCGAGCCACCAGUAACAGAUUCCGCUUCUAUAUCCACUCCAAGUAAUGAAAGUAAGAAGGUUUCACGCCAAGAUAUUGAACUUGUCCAGAAUUUAAUAGAACGAUGUUUACAGUUGUACAUGAAUAGAGACGAGGUGGUGAAAACCCUCUUGACCCGUGCAAGGAUUGAACCUGGAUUUACAUCAUUAGUAUGGCAGAAGUUGGAAGAAGAAAAUGCCGAUUUUUUCAGAGCAUAUUAUAUUAGAUUAAAAUUAAAAAGACAAAUUGUCUUGUUCAAUCAUUUGUUAGAACACCAGUAUCAUCUGAUGAAGUACCCAAUGCCACAAAAGGUUCCAUUGGCCCCUAUGCAAAAUGGUAUCCAUCCAAUGCCUGUUAACAACUUGCCCAUGGGAUACCCUGUUCUACCACAGCCUCCAAUGCCAGCCACAGGUCAACCUCAUCUCGACUCAAUGAACUGUGGAAUAUCAAACUGUCACGUGGUUAAUGGUGUCCCUGCACCAAGCAACUAUCAUCCUAUUAGGAUGAACUCUGGAAAUGAUAUGUUGAUGGACAGCAGUGGUGGUGAUAUGGCACCUGUUAUUCCCCCAAGUAGUGCAAUGUCUUCCAUGUCAGAGAUGGCCAUGAGUCCUACAUCAGUGGCAUCCAGCGGUCACUUCCCAUUCACGGCAUCAGAAAUAUCAGGUAUGGGAGUAGAUACAUCAGCUCUCGACUCGGCAUUCACAUCUGAUGUAGCAAGUUCAGUAGGGUUGCAACUUGCACCAGAUGGAGGACCUGGAAAUUCUCGAGAUUCCCUAAGACCACUUGAUCAGAUUCAGUGGAAUUUCAGCUUAUCAGAUCUUACAGCAGAUUUAUCAAAUUUGGGAGACUUAGGAGCCCUGGGAAACUAUCCUGGUUCUCCUUUUCUUCCAUCCGAUUCUGACAUCUUAUUAGACUCUCCAGAGCCAGAUGAUAUAGUUGAGGACUUCUUCGCCGAUUCUGUCCCCGGGCCUCCAUCCUCCCAAUCAGACGAGGAGAGAAGCUAAGAGAAGGCAAGGAAUGUUCCUUUUUCGGCUUUCGCCGUAGUGUCAGUAUAGGAACAAGUUAGAUCUCAUCAAUAAAUUAGUCGACUUAUUGGGUUUUUUAUACCAUCAAUUUGAACUUUUGCACCUUAGCUGGCUGCUAUAUAGCCGCUUUGGUCUGUAAUAGCACUCAAGUAGGACAGUGUAGUUUUUAUUGUUAGUUCUUAAUUUUCUCUCAGAACAACUUGAGGAUCAUAUAAUUAUUAGUUUUGUACUUCAACAAUUUUAAUUAACAUCGCAUACGAGGUAUGUCAUGAGUAUCCUUCUGGGAAAA
Molecule: messenger RNA, 1961 nt
Organism: Humulus lupulus (European hop)
Lineage: Eukaryota; Viridiplantae; Streptophyta; Magnoliopsida; Rosales; Cannabaceae
Exons: 9
Coding region: 542-1651 (369 amino acids)
Source: RefSeq, a predicted model, not a curated record